AUGCAUGGAGUGGGAAUUCACAACGGGAGCACAAUGAGUGCUCUAAAUCGUGUAUAUUCGCCGAUAACACUGAGCCAAGAAUGGCCGAAAAUCAGCCGUCUGCUGUUCAUGGUCUUUUGCUCGUGCUUAGGCACUACGAUGAACGGUUUCUUUGUAGCCGCUUUCUUUGUUGAACAUACUCUGAAGAAAGUUGGUAACGUAUUCCUCGCUUGCGUUGGGAUGGCAGAUCUCAUUUUAACAACAGCGGUAAUGCCGACUUCCGCAGUAGUUUUGUUGUCAGGUCAAUGGGAUAGCACACAGCUUUGCUACACGCUGCAAUUUCUCACCGAAAUAUCUACAUACUCCUACAGCUUGUUCUUUAUGUUGGUGGCAGCGGAGACAUACUACCGAAUAUGCCGUACGUCGGCCGAGUACGAAAUGUUUAUGUCGAUGCGAAUUGGGCUGGUCAGUAUCACAGUCUAUGUGGUGAGUAUCGUGACCGCCGCAGUGGGAGUCUACAUGGGUCUCGACUAUGACUACUGUCAAAGGCAGCACUUCGGCAACUUCUAUUUUCGUGUAGCCACAACGGUUCUACUUCACGCCAUGCCUUUCAUAACGACUAUGUUUGGUCUCAUCUCUGCUUCAGUACAAGUCCGGCGUCGGGCGCGCCAACAAAUCCAAUACAAGCGAUCUCAACAAUACGAAAGAGACUACUCUACUACUACUUUGAACAUCACGGCUUACAUUUUGUUCGUCAUUGCGUGGACACCCUACCUCGUCGUUGUUCACGAGUACCCUGGCACCAGCGACUCGAAAUACUACAAUUGCGUCUGGAUUGGCAUGUGCCGGUCUGUCAUCACAAGCUUCCUAUACGGCAUAUUGAACAGAAAUUUCAGACGCGCUUUUGCACAUCUUUUUAAUUAUUGUUGCUGCAAGAGUACUCUUUCAGGCCCGUUUACCAAUCGCCACAGAAGGGCUUUGGAAUACAAACCUGCAACCGGCGAUGUAAGAGUCCACAUAAUGCACCAGGUUGUUCAUCCUGGAACCCCACAAAGAGCUGCUUCAUCUUCACGAGAGACCCAAGAGUUAUGA
Messenger RNA from Parnassius mnemosyne (clouded apollo), 1071 nucleotides. NCBI's taxonomy places the organism in Eukaryota, Metazoa, Arthropoda, Insecta, Lepidoptera, Papilionidae. The record is from the annotation of a GenBank genome assembly.